AUUAGAACAUUUAUUGGCUUCGCAUCAUAUCUUAUUUGAAUUCAAAGAAACACCAUUCGACUAGCUAGCUUUUGCAGUCAUCUCAACAUGACAGGAGAGCAACACUCUCCUGUGGAGAGGAGAGUGUGCUCUCCUGUCAUGUUCUACCUUGAUUAUUGGUACUCCUAGGGCCCAGGCCUGUUGGCUACUGGAUUUACGGUUCAUUUCUAAAAGCGCUCAGGCGCAUGCCAAAUCGUCUUUCACUUAUCUGCUGUCCAGGACUCCUUCCUCAUCCGCAACUAAAAUCCAACCUCACAGUUCUCAGAGGUCCACAGGAACUCUCAUACAACUCCUUCAUGUCAGCUGAUGCAAAGCACGCAAUCACAACCAAAUUCAAGCUAAGUUGCAUGCGACACAGCAUGCCAACUGUGUUGCUGCUAAUGAGAAGCAGUGUUUCCCAUGUUCAUGUCUGUUCCCCAGAUCUCUGGGCUGUCUAGGCUCCACAACUAAAAUAUGAAAAUCUGCAGUUGACAAGGAUAAUCACAC
Molecule: messenger RNA, 525 nt
Organism: Coccomyxa subellipsoidea C-169
Lineage: Eukaryota; Viridiplantae; Chlorophyta; Trebouxiophyceae; Coccomyxaceae
Exons: 1
Coding region: 225-476 (83 amino acids)
Source: RefSeq, a predicted model, not a curated record